Molecule: messenger RNA, 3991 nt
Organism: Dermacentor andersoni
Lineage: Eukaryota; Metazoa; Arthropoda; Arachnida; Ixodida; Ixodidae
Product: protein Aster-B-like
Biological process (GO): intracellular sterol transport
Cellular component (GO): plasma membrane; endoplasmic reticulum membrane; endoplasmic reticulum-plasma membrane contact site
Molecular function (GO): sterol binding; sterol transfer activity
Source: RefSeq, a predicted model, not a curated record
UCUCGCUCGCUGCGCGACUGGAGUGGCUCGGUUCGGACCGCUACGCUUGCAUCCCGCUGAGAUCGGUUCGCUGGGCACCCCUAGCUGGACCGCGGCUACAGUCCCGCAGCUGUUUUGUUUUCGUGUCGUGCGAGCCGCCUCAGUGUGUGACCCCCAACAUGUGCUGAUGUCCACGGCCGAGCUCUUGAUGGCUCCUCAAGGAGGCGGCGGCGACCGGUCAUCGGAGAGCAGCAGCGGUAGCCAGGCUUCUCUCAAACGCAGCUCCAGCGAGGGAGCGCAGGAAAUCAACGGCGUCACCCGCCGUUCCUCUCCUCCCGCGGCACCGUCUCCCGAAGGGGCCGCUGCGGUCGUCGUCGCCAGCGAUGAAGGCGCCCCUAACGGCGGCGAAGGUGGCUGCGGCAUCGCGCAACCCGCCGACGCCGCGAUGGCGGCUGCUGCCCCGCGCCGCAUCGCUGCCGCCGCCACCGAGUUGCAGCCUCCGCAGCCAACGUCAGCGGCCGCCACACCGUCGGAAGAGUCGGCGCCCGCCUGCUCCACGCCGGUGGCCGAGGCGUCGGACCGGCUGCGUCCAAGGCCCGCAGCCGCGCCGUCCUCCACGACACCAGCGGUUAACGCAGUGGCAGCCACGGCGGUGGCGUCGGCCGAGCCGGACGCAGCGUCUAACGCCGAAUCGACCGGCCAGCGGACACGCCGCCGUAAGAAGAGGAAGCCUGAGGGCUCACCAACUCUCCAGGUGUCACUGCAUAACAGCCGGAAUGAAGCUGUCAGGUGCCCAUCACCAUCAAGUCCAAGCCAAAGCCCACAGCUGGGUGCUCGGUCUCCAUGUUUCGAUGGGGAUCGCACAGCGACCUCAGCUGCAGUGCUAUCACUUGAUGCUUCUUCAGAGAAUGCGGCUGCAGUGGGUGACAGCCAAGGAUCUCUGGAUCGAGCAUCAGACUCAUCUCGUUCUUCCCAGACUGCAUAUGAGUGCCAGAUACAACUGACCUGCCAACUCAUGCCUGGUAUGCAUGUUAUGCAGCCACUGGCACCACCUUCUCUUCUUGGCUGCCCAUCGGAGAUAGGGAUGUCGCCACGGCCCAGUCCUGAAGGGACACGCGAGCCCUUAAGCCGAAGCCUUGAGAAAUCUACAGACAGCAAAGGAAGCAACAAGAUGCUUGAGAAGAAAAAGAAGACAUCGUCCUGGUACAAUAUGCUGAAUCCAACGUACAAGUCGCGCAGUGAAGACUUCAAGCGGCUCUUUAAGGACUUGCCUGAGACAGAACGACUCAUUGUUGACUACUCAUGCGCCCUGCAGAGGGACAUCCUUGUGCAUGGGCGCCUUUACGUGACGCAGAACUUCAUCUGCUUCUACGCCAACAUCUUCCGCUGGGAGACCAAUGUGGUGAUCCGGUGCAAAGACGUGACCAGCAUGACCAAGGAGAAGACUGCCCGUGUGAUCCCCAAUGCAGUCCAGGUAUGCACAGACCACGAAAGGCACUUCUUCACAUCAUUUGGUGCGCGGGACAAGACAUAUCUCAUGCUGUUCCGCAUCUGGCAGAACGCACUCAUGGAGCAGCCCAUGUCAACACAGGAGCUGUGGCAGUGGGUCCACUACAGUUACGGAGAUGAGCUGGGGCUGACGAGUGACGAUGACGACUACGUCGCACCGCCAUAUCUGGAAGACGAGGCACGCCGAGGACGGCUCGCCGCUGCCCUCAAGGCUGGCCCUCAGCCACCUAGCCUCUUUGAGGAAGAGCUUCCCAAUGGGGAAGACGAUGAAGAUGAAGAGGCUUCAGGGCCCGAGCUGUUCGCAAGCGCCCGCGAGGCUCAGCAUUCGGAGAUGCCAACAGACUUGAGUGACUCAAGCGACACAGCCGAGCCACCCGAAUGUCCGUCGACACACGAGGGCAGGCAGAUCCUGAACCUGACGCUGCCACUGUCUGUGGACCAGCUGUUCACGCUGCUGUUCACAGGGUCGCGCUUCUUCCAUGACCUUCUGACCUCGCGCAAGACGUACGAUGUCACCGAGAGCAACUGGCAGCCCUGCCCUGAGACGGGAAACAAACUGCGCCAGCUCACCUACACAGUCACCCUCAACCACGCCAUGGCCAAGGCAGCACAGACAACAGAGACACAGAUUCUGCACAAGGCAAGCCGGCCGGGCCAUGUCUAUGCCAUUGACUGCGAUGUGCAAAGCACAGGCGUGCCAUACUGUGAUGCCUUCUGUGUCAAAUCCCACUACUGCCUGGCUCGGCUGUCCGACAGCCGCUCCCGCCUGUGCAUAUAUGGUUGCGUCCGCUACAAGAAGUCUGUCUGGGGGCUUGUAAAAGCUGUAAUAGAGAAGAAUACCCAACAGGGUCUGGAAGGCUUCUGCAAUGAUCUCGAGUCAGCGCUGCUGCGAGAAGCGGAACGACUGCAGCCAUCUGGCGGUAAUCUAAAGCAGCGGCGGCGACGUCUUCAGGGUACCAAACGUAGCAAUGCCAACCGUGAUCACUCCAGCAGCUCCCAGGCCGGGUUUGGAUCCUCCUUUGUGCUUGCCAGGAGCUCAGAAAGUCGUCGUCUGGCAACUAGCACAGCUGUCAAGGUCCUGCUCGUGCUGGUGAGCCUGGUGCUGUUGAUGAACAUAGCGUUGCUCUACUGGCUGUGGGCAUCGAAUGCUAUGCCCGACAGAUCGCCCACGCUCGAUGUCUGGGUGCUCGAGCCGCCUCCGCAGAAUGCUGAAGAUUGGGUGCGUCUAAUGUCUCAGCGGGAGGCAUUCCACCGGCAGCGCCUUGACCUGUGGCAACGUGCCCUGCAUGACCUACGGCACCAGUUGCAUAUGAUGGAGUCCUCCCUGCAGCGGCUGCAGCAAAGUCUGCAAAUGGCCCCCGUGACCAACAGCAGUGUGCCAUUGCCUACUGCCCCUUCUUCUUCUUCGCCCGGCGACUUAUGACGUGCUGUCUAGUCCGCGAAGGCAAAGGGGAGGCAUCUUUCGUCCUCAUCACCGUCCCUCCUCUCUUGCCUUCGAAGCAGCAGUUUGCCUGUGCUAGAGAAUGUGUGUGUGUGCACGGCCACGUGUGAUAGAAAGCAGGGGACGCCCCCUGCUGUGCAGGGGCGCGCCCCCGACUAGGUUGUGCCCUCCUAGUCUCUCUGCUGGCACCAACCUGCCCUGCCUAGAAGCUGCGUUGAGGUGCAGAUUGGGACGCUGGGACGCCUUGAAUGAAAGCAGUGCGAAAUGCGCAGGAGUUCAUGGAAACUGAGAUUUGCACUAACACCCAGUCUGGUAACUGAACAUGUAUAUCUGUGCCGUAGAUCUCUCAAGUGCCGGCACUUGCUUGAUCAAUGUACGACAGCGAAGCAGCCACGAUGCACAUACCAAGAUCUCCGAAGCCCUGGGUAUUCACAAUCGAAGUGCAUCAGUAGCAGUAGUCCUUCAAUUGCAUCUUCAGAACGGAACGAAUUGCCUUUCUUUUUCCUUAAGUUAUGCUCUUAAUGAUAUUUAUUAUGGCACAUGAAUUUGUUCAGUUGCUAGUUACAACCUGUGUGUCCCUUCUCCUCGUAGUUUAUUUUGCACUGUUUUCUUUUGAGACAUCUGGAUAUGCUAGCGUGCCAGCUCCACCACAAAACCAGCUUUCGCCUCCUGGGCAGUCGUCCUCGUCAGCAGAGUUAGAAGUGGCAGCGGCCACACCCCCUUGUGGAGCAGUACGCCUGGCAGCUGGUCUGACAGGCACUGUGCCCUUUCUUCUUUUUUUUGGGAGGGGGGGGCCUCCCUCACCUCCACCAAUCAACCUCGGCGCUUCAUGCCCAAUAUGUGUGUAAUGCAUCGAGAUGCUGCAGAGUAUUUUGUUGUUUCACUCUUGUUGCCUAAAUUUACGAGGUGUAGUUUUGACAUUGUUGGUUGGAUUUUGCGUGUUUCGAAGUAUGUCUACCCUGGCAUAGCUUACCAAGCCAAAGCCUGUCGUGUCACUUCUCCUAACACACACACGAUCAUAGACUUGUAAUUUAAGGGCAAUAAAAUAUUUUUCUCUGAUUA